CCAUGUUUCACGGAAAGCAUACGCGUCACUAAACCUCGUCCCCAUUCGCGAUCUGCGAGGCUGGGCUCGCCUCGUCACGGACGGUCACAGGGGGAUGCGUGCUGUUUAAUGAAACGGGCUCCACCGAAACAACGCGACGACUCGAUGCACGCUCUCGACCCCGGCGCGUGAGCCUCAGGCGAAAGCUUGAAUGGAUCGGGGGUUUUCGUGGGGGCUGGUGAGGUGCGAUGGUAUAUAAGGCUGGGCAGGCACAGGGAGGGAGGGUACAGCUCAGCAAGACAUUCUCUUCGUUUACUUUCACCGACUUCUCAGUCACUGUCUUUCUUUCAGAGUACACUGUGUGUCUCGCUCAUUUCAGCACAUCUGCAUCUAUCUGCAUCCCAGAAUUUCCAGUCCUCCAACCCUUUUCGCCGUCCGCAUUCACUGCAUCCAUUCUUGUCACCCAAGUCAAAAUGAAGUUCACCGCCCUCACCGCAGCCUUCAUCAUCGCUUUCGCCUCCGCCCAGGAGUCUGGCUCCGCCCGCCCUCAAUUCAGCGGCGUCCCCAGCUUUUCCGGCGAACACAGCUUCGCUGCUCGCCCGACGGGAGCUUUCCCGUCUGGUGCUUCAGGCUUCGCCAGCCCGUCUGGCCACCACGGCCAUCCUCACCACAGGCCCAGUGGCGCUUCAGGCUUCGCUCACCCCUCUGGGGCCCGGCCCACAGACCUGCCUGCAUUCUCGGGCUUCCCAUCUGCGGCCGGACCUUCUGGAGCUGCGCCUACCGAUGCUGGGCUCCAGCGUCGUCAAGAGAGCUCUGGACUUCCUUCGUUCCCCAGCGGUCUGCCAAGUGUCCUGCCCAGCGGCCUUCCCAGCGGCCUUCCCAGCGGCUUUCCUAGCGGAUCUGGUGGCGUAGCGCCGACGGGGCUCCCCUCGUUCCCGUCAGGCUUCGCUCACGGCAGCGGUCGUCCUCAACCUACUGGCCCUCCGCCUUCAGGAUUCCCGUCAGGUUCGGGUUUCCCCCGCCCUACGGGCAGCUUCAGCGGCGUCGCUCCGUCCGCCGCGCCGUCUUUUGCGGCUCAAGCGGCCGACGCCAGCGGUGUCCAGGGUGGUGAGCGACCCACGGGCACUCUGCCAUCAGGCGUUGCCCACGGCAGCGGUCGUCCUCACCACAGUGGCGGAUUCUCUGGCUCUGCGCGGCCUACCGGCGGCUUCGGCGGACACGGCCAACACUCUGGUGCUCCCGGCGCCGGACCUACUGCUGCUCCCUCAUUCAGUGGCUCUAUCGCCGCGCCCAGCGGAUUCCAGACGCUCCGCCGCGUUUAAGAUGACGAGUGUGGAGGCAUGAUACGAGCAUGUUGUAGAGAGGAUUGUUACUGGGGUGAAAAACGUGGUGAUUGUGGAUAGAGCUGGAUCUUCUGUUGUACAUAUACUUUCUUACACUCUUUAUAGCGCGAGCGCGACACUUUCAUCAAUGGAGCUGAU
Paraphaeosphaeria sporulosa is the source of this 1460-nucleotide messenger RNA. RefSeq lists its product as uncharacterized. NCBI's taxonomy places the organism in Eukaryota, Fungi, Ascomycota, Dothideomycetes, Pleosporales, Didymosphaeriaceae. Bases 228 to 1301 code for a protein of 357 amino acids. The record is from RefSeq and is a predicted model, not a curated record. The transcript has 2 exons.